AUGGCGUCUUUUUCUCUCUCUACAAUCUACAUUGUUCUUCUUCUCUCUCUAGUUUCACUUUCUCCAGCCCUUUCUUCCAAAUGCAAUACCCAGAAAUUUUCUCACAAAAGGGUAUACGAUAACUGUGUAGACCUUCCCAAACUCCGUGCUAAUCUCCACUGGACCUAUAUAAACUCAUCUGUUUCAAUCGCCUUCAUCGCACCGCCGGCGAGUCCCGACGGUUGGAUUUCAUGGGCAAUUAACCCUACCGGAAAAGGAAUGGAAGGCUCUCAGGCACUUAUAGCUUUUAAAGAUCCAAAAUUAAGUUCAAUGAUUGUACAGACAUUCAAUAUCUCUUCUGAUUCGAUCCAACCUUCGAAAAUCGCAUUUAAUGUUUCUAAUAUGAGCGCAGAGAAAUCAGGAAAACAUAUGAAGAUUUUCGCGACUGUGUUUUUGCCGGCAAAUAUGACGACGAUUAAUCAGGUUUGGCAGGUCGGAAGUGCGGUGGACUCUAAUGGAAUUCCUCAGCCGCAUGCGAUGUCGCCGGCGAAUUUAAAUUCGGUAGGAGAGCUUAAUUUGCUUGGAGAUGAUAGUAUUAGUCCUGCACCUCAACCGUCGGAAAGUUCGCCGGCUCCGGCGCCGAUUGGGAAGAAGAAUGGAGGAGUGUCUAUGAUGAAAAUGAAGAUUGGAAAUGGAUUUUUGAUAGUAAUGUUAAUUGUUUCUUCUAUCUUUUUAAUUGUUAUUUAA
Impatiens glandulifera is the source of this 726-nucleotide messenger RNA. Its product is annotated as cytochrome b561 and DOMON domain-containing protein At3g25290-like. The transcript has a single exon. The record is from RefSeq and is a predicted model, not a curated record. Bases 1 to 726 code for a protein of 241 amino acids. Lineage: Eukaryota; Viridiplantae; Streptophyta; Magnoliopsida; Ericales; Balsaminaceae.